Messenger RNA from Cladophialophora bantiana CBS 173.52, 477 nucleotides. RefSeq lists its product as uncharacterized. The record is from RefSeq and is a predicted model, not a curated record. NCBI's taxonomy places the organism in Eukaryota, Fungi, Ascomycota, Eurotiomycetes, Chaetothyriales, Herpotrichiellaceae. Gene Ontology annotation, biological process: peptidyl-glutamine methylation; rRNA (guanine-N7)-methylation; tRNA methylation. Gene Ontology annotation, molecular function: protein heterodimerization activity. The coding region runs from base 1 to 477 and encodes 158 amino acids. The transcript has a single exon.
AUGAAGCUCCUCACCACGAACUUCCUGACCUGCGCCGUCAAGGCCUGCAAAAGCUCCUCUGCCUCGUUCCCGCUGCACUUCAAGGACGCCGUGCUAGAGCGCACCGAGAUCGAGUUUAACCCGCAAUUCAUGAGGAACAUUCUGCCGCGCGUGAACUGGGAAGCAUUGACCGUUACAGCGACCGAGUUGGGAUUGCAGGCGAUGGUCCCUGAAAAGAACCCUUCGGACCUUGACGACGGAGCCACGGACACAAAGGAAGAUGACCACCCUAUGGAUGUCGAAGGAGACAAGCAAGAGAGCGAACAAGGUGGUGUUCAAAAGGAGGACGGGAUUGAUGAGGAAGUCCUGAAGAAGCUACACACUCUCCUCCUCGAAACCGGCGUGUCAGAAGGGAAGCUGGUCUGUGGAAACUGCGGGUUUGAAUAUCCCAUAAAGGAAGGCGUGGGCAAUUUCCUCCUGCCAGCGCAUUUAGUGUGA